GGUCACACUGCUUUGCUAUUUCGCCAAUUUCGUGUCCGUCGGUUUCUUUUCUAUUGAAUUUUAUGCUCUCCAUUUGAAAUGGGGCCGCCAAAAAAGUCAAAAAAGGACCGCAGUGGCGCCGACAAGUUCGCAAAAAAGCGGCGUGCCGAGGACGAGGCCUUCACUCAGCUGGUGGAGGAAAACGACAGCCAGGAUGCCACAGAAUCAGAUGGUGUGCCCGGUGCAGCCUCCAAGAAUGCCGAGACCAAUGACGAACACAUCAACACAGAUGAGUACGGGGCCAAAGAUUACCGCUCACAGAUGCAACUGCGCCAGGAUCAUGGAAAUCGUCCACUUUGGGUGGCUCCCAAUGGUCACGUCUUCCUUGAGUCCUUUUCGCCAGUGUACAAGCAUGCCCAUGACUUUCUCAUAGCCAUCUCGGAACCUGUUUGCCGGCCAGAGCAUAUCCAUGAGUAUAAACUCACCGCCUACAGCCUGUAUGCUGCCGUCUCUGUGGGAUUGCAAACCCAUGAUAUUGUGGAGUAUCUCAAGAGGCUGAGCAAGACCAGCAUACCCGAAGGCAUCCUGGAGUUUAUUAGACUCUGCACGCUCUCGUAUGGCAAGGUGAAGCUGGUCCUCAAGCACAACAAGUACUUUAUAGAGUCACCUCACCCGGAGGUUCUGCAGAAGCUUCUCAAAGAUCCUGUGAUCCAGAAAUGCCGUCUGAUACGCAGCGAGGGCGAGGGCUUCAUCCAGGGAACCAUGGAUGGCAAGGCCAUCACACAGUUUGGCACCAAGCUGCCGCCAGGAGCGGGUGCUGAAAAGCCAGCCGAUGAUCCCACAGCAGCAGCAGCAGCUGGAGGUGCUCCUGGUGCUGAUGGUGCUGCUGUGCCCGAAGAUAUCACUGAUUUUUACGAAAAGAUCGACAAGGAGGAAGAGGAUGAAGACGAGGCGAAUCUGAAAACUGUGUCAUUUGAGGUGGCCCAGGAGAAAAUCGAGGUCAUACAGAAGCGUUGCAUUGAGAUUGAGCAUCCGCUGUUGGCGGAGUACGAUUUCCGCAAUGAUACCAACAAUCCAGACAUCAAUAUUGACCUUAAACCCGCCGCUGUUCUGCGUCCUUACCAGGAGAAGAGUCUCCGCAAGAUGUUUGGCAAUGGCAGAGCCCGUUCGGGUGUCAUUGUGCUGCCUUGUGGUGCCGGCAAAUCCCUGGUGGGCGUCACCGCCUGCUGUACAGUGCGCAAGCGUGCCUUGGUUUUGUGCAACAGCGGCGUUUCCGUGGAGCAGUGGAAGCAACAGUUUAAAAUGUGGUCCACAGCGGAUGAUAGCAUGAUCUGUCGAUUCACCUCCGAGGCCAAGGACAAGCCCAUGGGCUGUGGUAUACUGGUGACCACCUACUCCAUGAUCACACACACCCAAAAGCGUUCUUGGGAGGCAGAGCAGACCAUGCGAUGGUUACAAGAACAAGAAUGGGGCAUCAUGGUGCUGGAUGAAGUGCACACGAUUCCAGCGAAAAUGUUCCGUCGCGUUUUGACCAUCGUUCAGUCGCAUUGCAAGCUGGGCUUGACGGCCACGCUGCUGCGUGAGGAUGACAAGAUUGCGGAUUUGAAUUUCUUGAUUGGUCCCAAGCUUUAUGAGGCCAACUGGUUGGAGUUGCAGAAGAAGGGCUAUAUUGCCAGGGUGCAGUGUGCCGAGGUGUGGUGUCCCAUGUCGCCGGAGUUUUAUCGCGAAUAUCUGACCACCAAGACCUCCAAAAAGAUGCUGCUGUAUGUGAUGAAUCCCUCCAAGUUUCGCAGUUGCCAGUUUUUGAUUAAAUAUCAUGAGCAACGCGGCGACAAGACCAUUGUGUUUUCGGAUAAUGUGUUUGCUUUGAAGCACUAUGCCAUCAAGAUGAAUAAACCCUUUAUUUAUGGACCCACCUCGCAAAACGAACGUAUCCAGAUUCUGCAGAAUUUCAAAUUUAACUCAAAGGUCAACACCAUCUUUGUCUCCAAAGUGGCCGACACUAGUUUCGAUCUCCCUGAGGCCAAUGUCCUUAUCCAGAUCUCCUCGCAUGGCGGCUCGCGACGUCAGGAGGCCCAGCGUCUGGGUCGUAUUCUGCGUGCCAAAAAAGGAGCCAUUGCCGAAGAGUACAAUGCCUUCUUCUACACCCUCGUCUCGCAGGACACCAUGGAGAUGAGCUACUCCCGCAAGCGUCAACGUUUUUUGGUUAACCAGGGCUAUAGCUACAAGGUCAUCACCCAUCUCAAGGGCAUGGACACCGACACGAAUCUAAUGUAUGGCACCCAGGAAGAGCAGGGCCAGCUGCUACAGCUCGUACUCUCCGCCUCUGAUUUGGAUUGCGAGGAUGAGAAGCUGCCGGGAGAGCCGGGGUACCGGCCCACUGGUGGCGGCACUACCAAGCGUGCUGGCGGUUUGAGCUCAAUGUCGGGCGGCGAUGAUGCCAUUUACUAUGAGCAUCGCAGGAAGAAUAUUGGAAGCGUGCAUCCUUUGUUUAAGAAGUUCAGGGGCUAGGAAUUGGAGUUUACUCUUUUGUAAUUUGCUGUGAAUUUUGAAUAAAAUUCUGAAGAAAAGUUA
Molecule: messenger RNA, 2553 nt
Organism: Drosophila kikkawai
Lineage: Eukaryota; Metazoa; Arthropoda; Insecta; Diptera; Drosophilidae
Gene: hay
Product: ATP-dependent DNA helicase hay
Biological process (GO): nucleotide-excision repair; transcription initiation at RNA polymerase II promoter
Cellular component (GO): transcription factor TFIIH holo complex; nucleotide-excision repair factor 3 complex; transcription preinitiation complex
Molecular function (GO): ATP binding; DNA binding; hydrolase activity
Source: RefSeq, a predicted model, not a curated record